Molecule: messenger RNA, 1248 nt
Organism: Cavenderia fasciculata
Lineage: Eukaryota; Evosea; Eumycetozoa; Acytosteliales; Cavenderiaceae
Exons: 4
Coding region: 1-1248 (415 amino acids)
Source: RefSeq, a predicted model, not a curated record
AUGACUUGGUUGAGUUGCUCUUCAUUAUUAAUUACACUCUCUCAUCAAUUAUCUAACAAGAGCAAGAAAGAUAAUUGCUCACUUGAAUUAAUUGCAGUAAAACAUUUAGAUUCAUUGAACAUCAACGACGAUGACGACGAUCAUCAUGAUCAUGAAAGUGACAACACUAUUAAAACAAAUAGUCAAGAACAAUCUUCUUCUUGUUCUUCAACUUCAACUUUAACAAAUACCUGUACCGAUUUAAUUACAAAUACAACAACUUCUACUACAACUACAACAACUAUUACUAAAAAAGAAGAAAAGAAAAAGAAGAAGAAAAAUGAACGAAUUACAAAGAAAAAAAAGAUUGGGUUUAUUGAACCAGGUACAAUUGUUGAAGGUGUCAAUGAUGAACAAAAUUUCCAUUACCACUAUGGUCCUGUCGUCAAUGUAAAAGGUGUUGAUACCUCUAAACCAUGGACUGAAGAAAUAUUGGGUCAAUAUUUAAAGGAUGCUGGUUUUGUUAGAGGUUCGGCUAGCUCAGCAAGUAAAAAGGCUCAAAUUACACCAAAUUUCAUUCAAUUCUCAGACAAGUUAGGACAAAUUAUUUGUUGUGUCAAUGGUAUCUGUAAUAGUCAUCCCUUUAAACGUCUCAAACUAACUGGAAAUGGAAAGAUUGACUUGGAGAAUGCAUUGUCUGCCAUUGGAUCAUUUGAAUUGUUUGAAAAGACUCAACCAAGAUUACCACCAUCCUAUACCACCAUGACAACUCUGUUUGUAGUUGCAGCCUAUAUUAUGGGUCUACCUGGAUUUGGAGCUGGUCCACUACCCAACAUUGUCAAGCAUACAUUGGUCAAGAUGAACUCAGAGAUACCACGUGGAGGACACUACCUAUUGGUCAAGAUUCAUUACUCUCUCAAUCUAUUUUAUGCUGAAGUCGAUCAACACUACGACGUUGUAUGGGAUCAAUCCAUGUUGACAAAGUUUCUCCUUGGAAACAACGAGUCAAUUGAAUCUGCACUUCAAGAGAUGGGUCGUGCCAUUCUACCUUUUUGGGAUAGUGAUGAGGGAUGGUCCGAGAAUUUAUCACAAGCUUUAUUUAUGGCAACACUUUUGGCAUUUCAAACUGGAAUCAACAACUAUGUCUAUCCACCAUCGAUCAAUAGUUGUCUUAAAACAUUUAUCUUGAGACAUCUAGAAUUUCCAGUCUUUGAUUAUGAUGAUGAUCCCUCAGUUCCACACUCUCAGAUUUUAUCUCUCCUUCUCUAA